CGCGGCAGCGCGCCCGGAGGGUGGGCUGUUGAGGCGCUGGCGCCGCCGGGGUGUGCUCGCGGCCCGGGAGCAGGCGGCGGCGCAGCGGUCGCGGUUCGUAGAGCGGGCGAGGACGAAAAAUCACCACUCAUAUCAUGGAUUUUGUAGAUCAGAUUUCUUUCUUCUGUCUAUCAUGGUAACAAUACAGGAAGCAUACUUAAUUUCUCAUUUCUACAAGUAGUCAUGACUGCUGAAGAAAGAAAGUUUUUAAGCUACAGCAGGAUUCAUUUUGGUACCUUUUAUGGAAAUCCUGAUCUUGUUUUUAAUUUUUGAUAACUUUUUGCUAAAGGUAUGAACAAACAAAGAGCUUAUCUUAUUAGGCAAGUACACAUUAAUAAGAAUGCCUAGAAGAGGAUUGAUUCUUCAGACCCGGACCCAGUGGCUGCUGUUGGGCCUCGCUUUGCUCUGUAGUUUGGUAUUAUUUAUGUACCUUUUGGAAUGUGCCCCCCAGACUGAUGGAAAUGCAUCUCUUCCUCGUGUUGUUGGGGAGAAUUAUGGUAAAGAGUAUUAUCAAGCCCUCCUACAAGAGCAAGAAGAACAUUACCAAACCAGGGCAACCAGUCUGAAACGCCAAAUUGCCCAACUAAAACAAGAAUUGCAAGAAAUGAGCGAGAAGAUGAGAUCAUUGCAAGAGAGAAAGAAUGUAGGGGCUAAUGGCAUAGGCUACCAAGGCAACAAAGAACAAGCACCUAGUGAUCUCUUAGAGUUUCUUCAUGCACAAAUUGACAAAGCUGAAGUUAGCAUAGGAGCCAAAUUACCCAGUGAGUAUGGGGUCAUUCCUUUUGAAAGUUUUACCUUAAUGAAAGUCUUUCAGUUGGAAAUGGGUCUCACUCGUCAUCCUGAAGAAAAGCCAGUUAGAAAAGACAAACGAGAUGAAUUGGUAGAAGUUAUUGAAGCCGGCUUGGAGGUCAUUAAUAAUCCUGAUGAAGAUGAUGAACAGGAAGAUGAGGAGGGUCCCCUUGGAGAGAAACUGAUAUUUAAUGAAAAUGACUUCGUAGAAGGUUAUUAUCGCACCGAGAGAGAUAAGGGCACACAGUAUGAACUCUUUUUUAAGAAAACAGACCUUAUGGAAUAUAGACACGUAACUCUCUUCCGCCCUUUUGGACCUCUCAUGAAAGUGAAGAGCGAGAUGAUUGACAUUACUAGAUCUAUUAUUAAUAUCAUUGUACCACUUGCCGAAAGAACUGAAGCAUUUGCACAGUUUAUGCAUAACUUCAGGGAUGUUUGUAUUCAUCAGGACAAGAGGAUUCAUCUCACAGUGGUGUAUUUUGGUAAAGAAGGACUGUCUAAAGUCAAGUCUAUCCUAGAAUCUGUCACAAGUGAGUCUAAUUUUCACAAUUACACCUUGGUCUCAUUGAAUGAAGAAUUUAAUCGUGGACGAGGACUAAAUGUGGGUGCCCGAGCUUGGGACAAGGGAGAGGUCUUGAUGUUUUUCUGUGAUGUUGAUAUAUAUUUCUCAGCCGAAUUCCUUAACAGCUGCCGGUUAAAUGCUGAGCCAGGUAAGAAGGUGUUUUACCCUGUGGUGUUCAGUCUUUACAAUCCUGCCAUCGUUUAUGCCAACCAGGAUGUGCCACCACCUGUGGAGCAGCAACUGGUUCACAAAAAGGAUUCUGGCUUUUGGCGAGAUUUUGGCUUUGGAAUGACUUGUCAAUAUCGAUCAGAUUUCCUGACCAUUGGUGGAUUUGACAUGGAAGUAAAAGGUUGGGGUGGAGAAGAUGUUCAUCUUUAUCGAAAAUACUUACAUGGUGACCUUAUGGUAAUUCGGACUCCGGUUCCUGGUCUUUUCCACCUAUGGCAUGAAAAGCGCUGUGCUGAUGAGCUGACCCCUGAGCAGUACCGCAUGUGCAUCCAGUCCAAAGCAAUGAAUGAGGCCUCUCACUCCCACCUGGGAAUGCUGGUCUUCAGGGAGGAAAUAGAGACACACCUUCAUAAACAGGCAUACAGGACAAACAGUGAAGCUAUUGGUUGAUGUAAUUGUUAACAUGUUAACAGUCUGAACCACAAACCAGCACUGUUUAUUUAGCCUUAAUUCCAAUUCCAGAUGCAGUGCCUCUUUCAGAGAAGACAUGUUUAUUUUUCAUGUUCUUGCUGACAUUACUUUAGCGGUUCAACCUGAUAUGCAAAGAAAAAAACAAGUGUUUCAGCACAAAGCCUCUGUUUUGUCAGAAUACUACACCAGCUUUUGUCCCAAAGGUUGUUUUGAGUUAAUUUCUGCCUGGUGCCCAUCCUCUGAUUGCAUGUGGGAUUGCAUGGUGUCCUCACUGUAUCUGAGUGGAGAGAUGGGAUGUGCUGGGCUAACGGUGAGUCGGAAGCAGCACAUUCCUACAGAGGGGAUGGAGUAUUAUAGACGUAGUGUGUGGAUAAGUAUCUUCAACAUCAACCACUGUCUCCCUGUUUGUUUUUUUAAAAAAUUGUUUUACCCCACUUGAUUUUUAAAUGAAGAGCUUUGGUUGAUAGCUUGAAAAAUUCACUGAAAUGGGGUAAUUAAAUGAUACAUCUGAAAUCCUCCAUCAGUCAAGAGAAGGCAGAAAUCAAAACCCCUUAACUUAAUGUUGCUUAGCCCCUAAAUGUCUAUUUUUGAGCAAAUGGGUAAUAAUAGAAAAUAGUUAGAAUCAAUGGCUUGUUUAAAAAUACACUAUGUUACUACAUCAUCAUCAUGUUCAAGAUUAGCAGUCAAAGUUGCUAUAGACUGUUUUGAACAAACAGAAAAAACAUGAAGACAUUUUUAACAGCAUUUAAUUAUAUUGACAUACAGUUCAGUUGCUGUGUCUGGGAACAUCAAUUUAUGUGAGCCAGCUACCUCAGGGCCUGCCUGUGGUGGUUCAGAAUAGAUGAGCAUAACAUGGUUUUUUCUUUUCUUUUUGUUUUGUUUGGUUUGGUUUUUUUGCUUUAUAUUUUCUCAUUUAGCAUUGAUGCAUAUGUAUUUAUUAUCAUUUACUUUCUAAUAGGUUAAUAUAUGCUAUAUCUAUAUGUAUAUUAGUAUAAUACUUUGAGUUGAAAGAGUUUCACCUUCAAAAAAUAAUUUCAAGAGGUAUACAUAAGAUCAUUCUGAUUUGAGAAAAGGGAAGGAGAGGAAAGUAGUCUGAGUAGAAAUCUGAAUUACAGAAUAUUUUAGAGAAAUGUACAUGUAUUGCGUGCAUGUAUAAUGUUGUUUUAAUUAAGAUGUAAGUUAUAUUAAUAACACAAGGUGAAUAAGAAAUAUUCAGGUAGGACUGUACUGUAUUAUUUAUCAAACAUGGAUCUUUUACCAUUAGGUCAAUUGCUAGGUCCAGAAAUUGGGUAUAAGAUGAAAGACAUGCAUAAUUUUUCAAUCUUUGGCUUUUAAAAUGGGCUGAUAUUGAAUUUUAUUUGUAUAUAAACCCCUGAAAAUUCACAGAAGAAAAAUCAUCACAUUUUUUCAUAGCAAAUAAUAUCUGAAAUGUUACAAAUUUCUAGGUGCUACAUGAAUUCGAUUUUACAAUAACUCAACUAAUUAUUCUUACAAGUGUUAAAGUUGGGGUAGUGUUUAGGGAUUUUAUUUUUAAAUAUAAAAUAUUCUCUGCAAAAUAAUUCAGGCCAUUGUCUUCUUUUAUAUACAAUUAUUUAUUAUGAAGACCAGUCAAUUAUUACAGUAUUUAAAGUGAGAGAACUUUAUUAUUUGCAAAGGUAAGUUGCAACUUGUUUUUGAGAGAAUCCAUGCCACUUUUGCUCCUUUUUAAAAAAAUAACUAGCUUUUAAUUUAAAGAUAGAAGCUAAGAAAUGGAAACAUUACUAUGUUUUUUGACAUUAAAUGGUACCAAUAAACUAUUUUGUUACCAAAAGAUAAAAGAAAAUGUGAUAAUUUCACUAUAUUAUAGAAUAUCAUAAAUACAGAAAAAGUAUCUAACAUGUAAUUGUGUACUUUUUUUUCUUUCUUUUUUGAGUCAGAGUCUUGCUCUGUACCUAGCAGGUUAGAGUGCAGUACUGUCAUCAUAACUCAUUGAAACUGCAGAUGCCUAUGCAAAUGCCUUUGGUAACUGGGACUAUAGGCAUUGCCACACAAUACCUGGCUAAUUUUUCUAUUUUUUACUAGAGAGGGGCUCUCUCUAUUGCUCGGGCUGGUCUUAAACUUCUGAACUCAAGAGAUCCUCCUGCCUUGGCCUCCCAAAGUGCCAGGAUUACAGGUGUGAGCCAGUAUACUGGGCUAUAAUUUGUACUUUAAAGAAUAAAGCAAACAUCAGCUGCCUAGAUUACAAUAUGAGGUAUUACCAAUGACAGGUCCAUAUACCCUUUCUCCAUCACAUACCGUCAGUCUGUCCAUAGUCGUCACUAUCCGAUUUUUGUGAUAAUUUUUACUUGCUUUUUGUCAUAGUUUUCCCAGUGACUUAUGUGUCUCUGCCCAAUAUUCUGUUUAGUUUUGGCUGUUUUUGAAUUUAUGUACAUUAUUAUAUCAUGAUAUAUUCUCUUUCAUUUAGGGUUUCUGUUUUCUUUUUUCUUUUUUUUUUUUUUGAGGAUCAUCCAUGUUAAUCUCAAAAUCAGUUCAUUUUUAUUACUGAAUAAUAUUUCAUUGUAUUAUGGGAAGAGAAAACUCCCCCUCAUUUUAGGGUUUCAGCUGGGGCUAAGAAUUAAACUGGCAUAGGAUAGAUUAACAGGAGAAAAGCAUAGAGAUUUAUUUAAUGCAAAUUUUAUGUGGAACAGGAACCCUCUAAAAGAAAGACCCCAAAAAGCCUUUAGAGUCAGUUACUUCCACCCUGAAUUGGAUAAAGAAUAGUAAACUGAAAUGUUAUUAAAUUAUGUGGGGAGGCUUAAAAAAUAAACUUUUAACACAGUCUGGGCAAUACUCUUUUGUUCUCAUCUUCUCAUAACUGAAAACAAGGAUGUUGCCUCUCUAGUAUAAUGAGUAUCUUCCACAUGUUCUUAAGAAACAGCACAAAGGUGAAAAUGAUCUUUUUGUACUUGCUUUUGUGCUUGUUUUUCAGGUGUCUCUAACAUAAAUAGUCAAUAUGCCAAAAUAGCAUAUUUUAACCCCUUCAGUGUGACUAUACUUUGAUAUUUAUUAACUCUAUUGUUGGCAGAUAUUUGGGUUGUUUCCAGUUUUUUUGUUAUUCUGUUAUUGGUACUAUUUGUUUGGAGCUUUUUGUUGUUUGCUUUUGCUAUUACAAAGCAGUGUUGUCAUGAACACCACUGUACAUGUCUCUUGUAAGUGUGCUAGAAUUUUUGCAGGAGUAAAAAUGCUGAGCUAAAAUGGUAUGUUCAUGUUUACCUUUCCAAGGAGGACCAUCUUUUAGCACUGAGAGUUUCCUUUGCAGCCUUGGCAGUAAUUAAUUUUAUCAGGCUUUUAAUUCUUGCCAAUUUAGUGGGCUUUAAGCAGGAAUUAUAGUUACAAUUUGCAUUUCUGGUCUUUUUGCCCAUUUUUGCCAGUUCAUAGGAAUUCUUCACAAAAUCUGGAUGCCAAUUUUUGUUGGUUAAAUGUUUGCAGACAUAUUCUGCCAAGAAUAUGAAUGUGGCUUCUUUUUCCCAUUCUUGAUGGUACUUUUUGGUGAAUAAAAAUUAACUUUAAUGUGACUAAUUUUUUUUAUGAUUUCUACCUUUAAAAUAGAAUUUAGUUUUUAGAGCAGUUUUAGAUUCACAGCAAAAUUGAACAGAAGGUACAUUGAAUUUCUCUGUACCCCUUGCCCACACAUGUACAGUUUCCCCCAUUAUCAACAUCCCCCACCACAGUAAUAAACUUGUUACAGUUUGUUACAGUUGAUGAACCUGCAUUAUCCCCUAAAGUUAAUAGUUUACAUUAGGGUUCACACUUGGUAUUAUACUUUCUAUGGGUUUAGACAAAUGUAAAAUCACACGUAUCCACCACUAAAGUGUCAUACAGAAUAGUUUACUGCUCUGAAAAUCCUCUAUGCUCUAUUUCUCUCUCCCUUCCUCCAACCCCUGGCAACCACUGAUCUUCUUAUCAGGUCACAUAGUUGGAAU
This is a messenger RNA of Nycticebus coucang (slow loris), 5970 nucleotides long. RefSeq names its product chondroitin sulfate N-acetylgalactosaminyltransferase 2 (gene CSGALNACT2). NCBI's taxonomy places the organism in Eukaryota, Metazoa, Chordata, Mammalia, Primates, Lorisidae. Gene Ontology annotation, cellular component: Golgi cisterna membrane. Gene Ontology annotation, molecular function: glucuronosyl-N-acetylgalactosaminyl-proteoglycan 4-beta-N-acetylgalactosaminyltransferase activity. The record is from RefSeq and is a predicted model, not a curated record. Bases 380 to 2008 code for a protein of 542 amino acids. The transcript has 8 exons.